AUGCAUCGCGAACUUCUUACUAACACCAAAUUACACCCGGACAAAACAAAUAAAACUAACAGACAAGCAAUGUUCCAUCUCGCCAAAGGACUCUACGCAAACUGGAACCGCCGGGAACAGUACUCGAUCCUCAUUUUGGGGCUUGACAAUGCUGGAAAGACUACAUUUCUGGAGAUGCUGAAGAAGGAAUAUUCGAAGGGCUCCAAGUCUCCCGAGAAGAUUACGCCGACCGUGGGCCAGAAUGUAGCCACCAUACCCGUUAAUAACUGCCUUCUAAAGUUCUGGGACGUUGGCGGACAGGAGACGCUGAGAUCUCUAUGGCCGGAGUACUACGCGCAGGCGCACGGAAUUAUCUUUGUAAUUGAUAGCGCGGACCGUGAGAGGCUCGAAGAGUGCUGUCGAACGCUGAAAACUGUUGUUACAGAUGAGGAGGUUGAAGGAAUACCAGUACUCAUGCUUGCAAACAAACAAGAUCGAGAGGACCGCAUGGAAGUUCAAGAUAUAAAAGAGGUUUUUAACAAGAUCGCCGAACACCUGGGAGCGAGAGACAGUCGGGUCCUCCCUAUUAGCGCCUUGAAUAAAGAAGGUGUGAAGGAGGCUGCAGAAUGGAUACUGGUUAGACUAAGGAGAAACAAAGCCAACAAGCCGCCUCAGUACAAAUGA
Lachancea thermotolerans CBS 6340 is the source of this 663-nucleotide messenger RNA. RefSeq names its product Arf family GTPase ARL3 (gene ARL3). Gene Ontology annotation, biological process: intracellular protein transport; Golgi to plasma membrane protein transport; protein localization to organelle. Lineage: Eukaryota; Fungi; Ascomycota; Saccharomycetes; Saccharomycetales; Saccharomycetaceae. The transcript has a single exon. Gene Ontology annotation, cellular component: Golgi apparatus. The coding region runs from base 1 to 663 and encodes 220 amino acids. The record is from RefSeq and is a predicted model, not a curated record. Gene Ontology annotation, molecular function: GTPase activity; GTP binding.